AGUUGACAUGGCGGCAUCCCAGGCCUGGCGCUGCCUCGCAUUGCUGCUCCUGCUGCUCUGUGACCCCGCUCGCUUGUCCAGGGUGCCCGCGCGGACGCAGAGGAAAGGGAUUCUUGCCGAAGCCAUGCGGAGACUGCAGGAGGUCUUUGACAUUGAGGCCUUGCCCCAUGAUGUCCUGCCUCACAGGAAGCCACCCCAGUUUAUGGUAGAUCUUUUCAAUAAGGUGGCAGAUUCCAACGGGAUCACGAAGGCCCCAGGGCUGCUGGAAGGCAACGUGGUGCGGAGCCUUGAAGACCGAGAUUAUUUUGAUCAGUCUUAUUUCUACUUCAACAUCUCUUCGGUUGGGAGGAAUGAACAAAUGCUAAAAGCUGAGCUCAGAGUUUUCAAGCUAAAUAAAAACCAUGUGCCUCAAAAAUCUUUUUGGCAACAUUUUCUCAAAGUGGAUGUGUAUGAGCUUUUGGACAGGGGAAGUAAGCCGCAGAGAAGAAAUCUCAUUUCAUCCAGAUUACUGUCUUUGUAUACCGAAGGCUGGGAGGUGUUCAAUGUCACGCAGACAGUUUCCAAAUGGUUUGGAAACAGCAGCACUAACCAUGGCUUUUUGAUCACUACAACUCAUCUAUCUAAAACCAAAAUGGAAUCCAACUUCGUCAAGUUUGCCAAGAGCCGGCACAAUAUGCGAGACAGUAGGAAUGCUUUCUUGGUCCUCUUCACCAAUAAUGACAGACAGAAAUCUUCCAGCUUCCUGCCCUCUUCCACUGAAUUCCAGCCAUCCUUGCCUGAAGACGAUACUUCAUCACACCUACCUCACCAAAACGAGGUCUUUGCAAACAUCAGAGUGAACAAAAGCAGAAGAAUUCGGGAUACCUCCUUCUUCUCCCCCAAAGGCCAAAUUGUGCCAUGCCAGCUCAAUGAUCUCUUCGUCGACUUCCAUGAAAUUGGUUGGGCGGGGUGGAUCAUUUCCCCACGUGGCUACAAGGCUUAUUAUUGCAAAGGGGCCUGCCUGUUCCCCUUAGGGGAAAGUCUAAGAGCGACCAACCAUGCUACCGUCCAGUCCAUAGUGCAUACGCUGAAACUGUCCAAAGACGUCAGCACGCCGUGCUGUGUCCCAGACAAACUGAGUUCCAUCAGCAUUAUGUACUUUGACGACAGUGAGAAUGUUGUCCUUAAGAAUUAUAAAGACAUGGUGGCCACGAGCUGUGGUUGUCACUAACAAGAGCCCUUUCUGCCUGCAACUGACUUGCAUCUGGACUCGGUGCACCCAUUCUCCACAGCCCCAGUGGUGCUGGAACAACUUUUAUAGU
This is a messenger RNA of Trachemys scripta elegans, 1301 nucleotides long. Its product is annotated as bone morphogenetic protein 2-like. The record is from RefSeq and is a predicted model, not a curated record. Bases 8 to 1210 code for a protein of 400 amino acids. Gene Ontology annotation, cellular component: extracellular region. Gene Ontology annotation, molecular function: cytokine activity; growth factor activity. Lineage: Eukaryota; Metazoa; Chordata; Testudines; Emydidae. Gene Ontology annotation, biological process: SMAD protein signal transduction. The transcript is spliced from 5 exons.